Messenger RNA from Phymastichus coffea, 621 nucleotides. RefSeq lists its product as uncharacterized. The coding region runs from base 1 to 621 and encodes 206 amino acids. NCBI's taxonomy places the organism in Eukaryota, Metazoa, Arthropoda, Insecta, Hymenoptera, Eulophidae. The transcript has a single exon. The record is from RefSeq and is a predicted model, not a curated record.
AUGUCGCCAAUCGCCACAUAUAGCCGCCUAGUGUUCUCGCUCAAUCUAGGCCUGCGUCGGGAGUAUACUUGGCCGUUCAUCAUCGCUGACAUUCACAGUGCUAUCAUUGACAUUGAUUUUCUGAGCCACGCCGGCCUCCUGCCUGAUUUACAGAAUAUGCGCCUCGUUAACUACAAGACGAGCCUUCACAUGCACGGCCAGAUCAUUGUAGCGGUGGAACACUCUGUGGCUAUUAUCCACAGGCAAUACGACGAGUCGCUGGUCGAAAUCGCCCACCUUAUGAGGCCAAACGGUUGCCGUAUAAAUAUCAGCGGGUCUAUCGUCCAACAUCGCAUCAUCAUCAAGGGAGCGUCAGUGUUUAAUCGACCUCGACCACUGCACGGGAAUCGUCUCAAAGAAGCCAAGUGCGCCUUCAAGAAGCUAGAAGAGCAAACUAUCGUCAGACCAUCUGCGAGCCAGUGGGUCAGUAUUCUCAACUUGGUAGACAAGAGUCCUGGCAACUACUGUGAAACCGGCCACUAUCGGAAGCUCAAUGCAGUCACCGAGGCAGACCGAUACCCUCUCACAAUAAUGGAGGACCUAUUCUACGACUGCAUGACAACGUCAUGUUCUCAAUGUUAA